AUGAGAAGAAACAAAUAUGAUAAUGAUGAUGAUGAUGAUGAUAGUAGUGGUAGUUCAAACGAUUACUUUAAAGAUGAUUUAGAUGACCAGAACAAAAAGAACAAUAGAAAAAAGAAUAAUAAGAAUAAUAAAUAUACACCUCCUACAUAUGAUAGUCAUUAUGUUAAAUAUAUACCAUUUGUAAAUAAUAUACCUGUACCAGUUAAUCCAAUACCUAAACUAGUACUUUCGGUCAUACUCGAUUUCCUUGGAUUCUUUACUCAAAUCAUACCAGUGUUUGGUAUUGCAAUGUGGCCAACAAUAAGUAGUUUUCUAAUCUAUAGAAUGUAUGGUUCAUCACUUGGUACUAUGGUUUCAUUUGUUGAAGAAACUAUACCAGGAUUGGGAUUUAUUCCAACAGCUACAGUAUGUUGGUUGGAUGAAAGAUACAAUCUAGUAGAUUAUUGUGAACGAUAUAUACCAAUGUUCAAAUAUGUUGGAGGUAUCCGUAAAACACUCAAUUCAAUCUAUAAGCUAGUCAAAUAUAUUACCUAUUCUGUCAUUGCAUUCAUUGCCUAUAAAUUAUUAUCCUAUUUUGUCCCUUCUUCCUCUCAAUAUCAUUCAUCUCCUUCAAAUUAUUCAAGAGAAGAAGAAGAAGAAGAAGAAGAAGAGAUGCAAUACGAUGAAAAUGUAGUAAAUGCAAUGCUAAUGUGCAUUAUAAGCGGUUUGUCAACUGCUAUUGGAGGAUUAUUCAUCUUGUUUAUGAAAUCACCAUCUUAUAAGUUCUUGGGAUACAUGCUUGGCUUUUCAUCUGGUGUUAUGAUCUAUAUCUCUUUUAUGGAUCUAUUACCUGAAUCUGCUGCUGAAAUAGGUUUCCUCCCUGCUAAUGGAUUUUUCUUUGCAGGUAUUAUCUUUUUCGCACUAGUAUUGAAAUUGGUACCUGAAGCAGAUGAACAUGAACAUGGUCCUUCUGAAGAAACUCAUGAACAUUCAUCUGUAGAAUCAUCAAACACUACAACUCAUACCAAUUCCUCAUCUACCACCUCGACAGUUGUAAAGAGAAAAAAUGGAGCUGAUAAAACACCUCCACAAUCUCCACCAUCUUCAGCCACAACCAAACAACAACAACAAUCAAAACAAACCAAGAAACCAAAAGAAAAAAAGAAACAAAUGUCUGAUGCAUAUUUAAAGAAUCUUGGUGUAGUCACUGCUCUUGGUAUCAGUUUACACAACUUCCCAGAGGGAGUUGCCGUCUAUCUUUCAUGUUUGAAGAGUAUGCAAGUAGGUCUUCCAUUGAUGUUGGCUAUUGCCGCCCACAACAUCCCAGAAGGUAUGGCUGUUGCCGCUCCCAUCUACACUGCCACCGGUAGUAAAUGGGUUGCAUUCAAGUACUGUUUACUCAGUGGUCUUUGCGAACCAUUUGGCGCUAUCAUCUUUGGUUUCUUUUUCCGUGACUAUAUGACUCCAUACCUCGUUCAAGCCAUGUUGGCUGCAGUCGCCGGUAUCAUGAUUUUCAUGGCCAUCAAGGAAUUAAUCCCUGCUACUCUUAAAUAUAUUGAUGUUAAUGGAGCAACCAUUUCAAACUUUGUUGGUAUGUUUGUAAUCUUUUUAAGUAUCUAUUAUUUACAUGGAAUGUUACCACAUGAUCUUUCUGAAGGUGAUGGAGGUCAUGGACAUAGUCAUGGUGGUGGUGCUCACUCUCACUCUCAUAGUCAUGGUGGUGGCGCUCAUUCUCAUGGUCAUAGCCAUGGUGGUGCUAGUGGUCACUCUCAUGCUCAACAACAAUCUUCAGUCAAUGCUUGGUAA
Molecule: messenger RNA, 1785 nt
Organism: Cavenderia fasciculata
Lineage: Eukaryota; Evosea; Eumycetozoa; Acytosteliales; Cavenderiaceae
Gene: zntB
Product: zinc/iron permease
Exons: 5
Coding region: 1-1785 (594 amino acids)
Biological process (GO): zinc ion transmembrane transport
Cellular component (GO): membrane
Molecular function (GO): zinc ion transmembrane transporter activity
Source: RefSeq, a predicted model, not a curated record